Erigeron canadensis is the source of this 2319-nucleotide messenger RNA. Its product is annotated as heat stress transcription factor A-2b-like. Gene Ontology annotation, cellular component: nucleus. NCBI's taxonomy places the organism in Eukaryota, Viridiplantae, Streptophyta, Magnoliopsida, Asterales, Asteraceae. Gene Ontology annotation, biological process: regulation of transcription by RNA polymerase II. The coding region runs from base 313 to 1275 and encodes 320 amino acids. The record is from RefSeq and is a predicted model, not a curated record. Gene Ontology annotation, molecular function: DNA-binding transcription factor activity; RNA polymerase II cis-regulatory region sequence-specific DNA binding. The transcript is spliced from 3 exons.
UGUCAUACAAUUUCUGUGUUUGACCUUUUUUCUCAACCAUAAAUCUUAGAAAAAUAAAAAUAAAAAUUCCUCUCUUAUUUUUCUUUCAUUUCUUCCUGGGUUUACUUCAAAACUUGAUAAACUGAUUUCAUAAUCACUAAAAACCUAUACCCAUAUAAAAAAAAAUCAAAUCUUUAGGUCUUAAAUGAUACAAAUUUCAUUUGGGUAUUGUUGUUUACUCCAAGAUUUGAUGACCCCACUUGAAAUUUGAAUCUUUAAAUCAAAAAGAUUGUCACACGUAUUUGAAAGUUGUUAAAUUUUUAAGAUUAGACCAUGAAUCCUUAUUACCCAGAUGUAAAAAAAGAGUACACACCAUCUGUUUCAAGUAGGAGUGUACAAGAAAGGCAAGCUUUGAUGGUAGAGAUGCCACAGCCAAUGGAAGGUUUACAUGAUGUUGGACCUCCACCUUUUUUGACAAAAAUAUAUGAUAUGGUUGAUGAUCAAAGUAUGGAUCACAUUGUUUGUUGGAAAAGAGGUGGUCAAAGCUUUGUUGUUUGGGAUCCACAUGCCUUUUCUACUAAUCUACUUCCUAGAUACUUCAAGCAUAACAAUUUCUCUAGUUUUGUAAGGCAGCUUAAUACUUAUGGUUUUAGAAAGAUAGAUCCUGAUAUAUGGGAGUUUGCAAAUGAAGGAUUUGUAAGGGGGCAGAGGCACAAUCUGAAGAAUAUUAGGCGAAGAAAGACAUCUGCUCAGCCUCCGGUUCCACAACAAGCAAUCACUCCAUGCUUGGAGGUUGGAAAAUUUGGAAUAGAUGGUGAAGUCAAACGUUUGAGACGUGACAAACAGAUUCUUAUGACAGAGUUAGUGAAGCUCAGACAGCAACAACAAAACACCCGAGCGCGCCUUCAAGCAAUGGAGUUGAGACUUCAAGGAACAGAACAGAAGCAACAAAAGAUGAUGAGCUUUUUAGCAAAAGCAAUGCAAAAUCCCGAUUUUGUUCAGAAGUUGGUUCGGCAUGGGAAGAGUAAGGAUCUUGAGGAGACCACCAUCAAUAAAAAGAGAAGGUUCAUUGACUAUGGUCAAGGGUCAAUGCUGAUUAAAGACGAACCUCAAGAAUGGGAGGAUCCUUCUGGUUUUGAAAUGUCCGAGCUAGAUGAACUUGCUUUAGAAAUGCAAGGAUUUGGGAGACCCAAAAGAGGUCAAGAAGUACCUAAUGACCUUGAUGAAUUCGAAUGUGAAGAUAGAGAACUAGAUGAUGAAUUCUGGGAAGAACUUUUCAGCAACAGUUCGGUAUGACUGGAUGCAAAGAAGGUCAAUAAAUGAAGUCAAAGAUGUGAAAUUUUUGGGGUUCAUAGAGCCAGGCGGGCAGACAUCGUUAAUAGUUCAUAAAUGUGUCAAUAAUCACCUCCUUGAUCUUAGCUUGUUUUUUAAAAAUCGUUUUAUUCUUGGUCUUUGUAGUUAGGUACAUUGGAUGAUGAUGAAGAUAUGAAGAUCAUGGACCAAUACAUGCUGAUUACUAUUGCUGAUGUUGGUUGGUUGACUUUAAUCUGAUUUUUGUAUAAAAAAAAAUAAGUAUGUACCUAUUAUAUCACUUUGCACUUCAACUUAAUUCAGUUUUCCUUGCCAUUUACAGGAUACAGAUUCAUGAAAAGCGAUUUUCUCCCUCAUGAAAUUUAACCAUUUUUUCAGUGUUUCCUAUAUAACUUUUAGUUAAUUUCUAAAUCUGAUCCUUCCAUAUGACUCUAUCUUGAUUAUCAGAUUGGAAGCAUUUUUCUGGCAAGAUUCAAGUGCUUGUUCUGAUAUAAGUUCAAGAUUCCCCUGAAGAUACAAUCUGAAGAUUCUUUGGCUGCUAUAUGGAACCCAGCUAAUCUGUAGUAUAUAUAGUUUAGGUGGCUCUUGAUGACUAUCCUUAAUCGUGUACACAUUUUUGUUAUCUGAAGUUUUAAUUAGGGAUAACAAUGUGUGCAUGGAUAAGAAAUCACGCUUAGGGGUCACACUAAAUAUAUAAGGUCUGCUGGAUCAGCUUAUAAAAGUUCCUUUCAGUGAUGUAGUCUGGAUGAGGUUGACAAGUUAAAUAUUUUCUACCACCAGAAGUUAUUAAGGGUUGUGAUUUCAACAAGCUGCACAGCUUUUUUGGCUCGGUCAGUUACUGUGCGAUAGAACGCUUUGAUAAGCCUACUUAUUGUGCAGGAAAUACUCGGUGCUAAUCUGGGUUGACCUGGAACAUAAAUUGACAUAAGAUAGAUAACUUAUCUUUAUUUGUAGCCAUAUUGUUAUAGAUUUAAGAGUUGUCAUUACAAUGAGGUAUAUGUGGUUAUGAUUAUUACAUGGUUACAUCAA